Pteropus alecto (black flying fox) is the source of this 1428-nucleotide messenger RNA. Its product is annotated as interferon alpha-inducible protein 27, mitochondrial. The transcript is spliced from 5 exons. Gene Ontology annotation, cellular component: membrane; mitochondrion. Lineage: Eukaryota; Metazoa; Chordata; Mammalia; Chiroptera; Pteropodidae. Gene Ontology annotation, biological process: apoptotic signaling pathway. Bases 776 to 1282 code for a protein of 168 amino acids. The record is from RefSeq and is a predicted model, not a curated record.
CAGAACUUUCUUUUGUUUCUCAUUAGGGGGGCUGCCAUCGGAUAAGGGUGGGGGACGGUCUUGGGAGGGAAGAGACUCAGUGCUUCUCCGUCCUUGGGCUCUGGGAUUCCAGAGACAGUGAGCCUUGUCCAUGCCUGGGUUGGGGUGGGAUAGGCAGGGCAAUAGAACUGUUAAGUAUGGGAGGAACCAGAUCAGAGCUUCCAGCCAAGCUUUGAAAGCAGCUGGUCUGGGUUGGUUGGCGCUUUGACAUACAAAGCCUUGUGACCCUGGGUGAAUCACUCACCCACUCUGUGCCAGACAGUGUUUCCUCGUUUAUAAAACGAGGAGAGCAUCUCAUCUUUCUCACUGUGUUAGCAAGCAGGUUGCCUGAGGGCAGGAGCCCAAAGCGACCCAACUACAGUGCACGCCUGAUUUCCUAUUUGGUUCUCAUUUCCUAAUUCUGGUCCUUUUGAAAUUGCUCCAUGGAGAUUUAGGGGUUUCAGAACUAUCUAAGGAAUGGGCACCGGCGUUUUCUGGGGGAAGGAGAAAUAAAAUCCAUCCCUCCCCCCCUCUCUCCGGCUUGCUGUCACGAGUCUUUUCUAACCCCAAAACCCACACCUGGGCCCUUUCCAGACACGCUGCCCCCACGAGCUCAGAGCAGCCUCCCUAUCCCCACUGGAGCCCCUGGUGGUUUUCAAGGUGGUGGGUAAACCCCAAUUCUGGUGUCUGCACCCCCAUCAAAGCGCCACCUAUCGUGCAGAUUCGGCUCCGCCCAGUUCUUGUUAUUCUGUGCACCAUGCAAGGCAUCGCGACCUCUUUCCUCGCCAAGAUGAUAUCGUCAGUGAGCCUUGCCAAUGCCGGCGGGGUGGCCUCUAGCAGUAUCCUGGCAGGACUGCCAUCAGUGGGGCUCCCCCUGCCAUCCAAUGCUGUCCUGGCCUCAACUGUAUCUACUCUGGGAUCCUUGCUGGGGACACUGGAAGUCUUCUCCCCACUGAGACUCCCUGCUGGGGCCCUGUCAGCUUCCCCACUCGGAGCCAAGGCUGCUGCCGUUGUGAUCGGAGGAGCCGUGGCUGUGGGGGCUGUGCCCGUGGUGCUGGGCGCUAUAGGCUUCACCGGGGCAGGAAUCACGGCUUCAUCCUUAGCGGCCAAGAUGAUGUCAGCCUCCGCCAUCGCCAAUGGGGGCGGAGUUGCCGCCGGCAGCCUGGUGGCCACUCUGCAGUCCGUGGGAGCGGCUGGACUCUCUCUGACGUCCAAACUCAUUGUGGGCUCGGCUGGGUCUGCCCUUAUGGGCUAUAUGGUAUAGAGCUGUCUGUCACUUCAGCCGCAGAGCAGAGGACCAGGCGAGGCCCUCCCACGAGCUUGAUGCAGUGGAGACCAGUCCUGGGGCGAUAAUGUGCCGAACACUGCACCCCCACACAAAGAUAAGGAAUAAAAAUGAGUUGUUGCAAC